AUGAAUCUUCUAAAAACACUCAAGCUGCUCCCUAUACUGAUUACAUGGCUAGGGAGACGAGCACUUUCCAAUGCUCUUGACGGAUACACCCCCCAGGGCGAAGUCUGCCCUAUAGAAAGACCAUCCAUCCGCAAUGGGUCGGCGUUAUCGACGAACGAAACCUCAUGGCUGGAACAACGACGAAAUGUCACUGUGGACGCGAUGUUGCAAUUCCUGGACCGACUGGACAUGGGCUCCCUGAAUGCAUCUUCAUACAUCGAGAAGAAUGCUGCCAACAUAUCUACGCUCCCAAAUAUUGGAAUUCCUGUAUCCGGCCGUUCCAAGCUAUGGCAAAAAGCUUCCUAG
This is a messenger RNA of Penicillium angulare, 345 nucleotides long. Its product is annotated as lysophospholipase 2. The record is from RefSeq and is a predicted model, not a curated record. Lineage: Eukaryota; Fungi; Ascomycota; Eurotiomycetes; Eurotiales; Aspergillaceae. The transcript is spliced from 2 exons. The coding region runs from base 1 to 345 and encodes 114 amino acids.